AUGACAGACCCGAAGGGCGGUGCAAACGACGUGGAAAUGAAUGCCUUACCGCGCAAUCAGUCAGCGAACCGGUUCCAGGUUAACCUUGUCAAUCAUGACGACCCGGCCACCCAUGGAAACGGCAACGGUACGGCAACGGAACCGGUCACCGAGGACGACGUCUUCCCGGAGGAGAUGGUCAAACGACGCACCUCCCGUCUGCAGUCGCUUCGCAGCAGCUUCCGCACAGAUCGCGACCGGGAUCCGGAACAGCCACGGCAGCGCAAGCCCUCGACACGCUUCAACGUCGAAGGUGAAGAAUCGGACUCCAACGACGACGAGGAAGACAAUCUGAUCGACGAGAAUCGCUACGCGCGAAGCUUCCGGCACUUCACACGAGAAGCCCUGCCGCGAAUGGACAAUUAUCGGAACAUUCUAUCGUUCCAAGGAAACCAGAGACCCACGCUGGAUGAGCUACAUGAUGCGUCCAUCACAAAUAAGGAAACGAUGCGCCGAGGAACCGUGCACGAACCGGCCGAGAUGGAUGGCGCAGUCAAGUUCGGUUGGAUAAAGGGCGUGCUGAUGCGUUGCCUGCUAAACAUCUGGGGCGUUAUGCUGUUCCUGCGACUCAGCUGGGUCGUUGGACAGGCUGGCAUCGUGCAAGGUGUCGUACUGAUCGUAAUGACCACCGUGGUGACUACAAUUACGGCUCUAUCGAUGUCCGCCAUUAGUACGAACGGGGUGAUAAAGGGCGGCGGGACAUACUACAUGAUAUCGCGCUCGUUAGGGCCCGAGUUCGGUGGGUCGAUCGGGUUGAUCUUCUCGUUGGCGAAUGCAGUCGCGUGUGCCAUGUACGUGGUUGGCUUCUGCGAGUCCAUGAUAGAUCUGCUAGCCUCGCUCGGGGUUUCGAUCGUGGAUGGUGCCGUAAACGAUGUGCGCAUUAUCGGCUGCAUUACAAUCGUUCUGCUACUAUGCAUCGUAGUCGUCGGUAUGGAAUGGGAAGCGAAAGCUCAGAUCGUGCUCCUCAUCAUCCUGCUGGUGGCGAUAGUGGACUUUUGCGUUGGUUCUGUCUGGGGUCCAAAGUCCGAUCUGGAUAUAGCACGUGGAUUCGUUGGCUUCAAUGCGACGGUGAUGGUUGAAAACAUGCACUCUUCCUACCGCAUGGCUAAGGGAACGCAACACGAUUUCUUCUCCGUGUUUUCGAUCUUCUUCCCGGCCGCUACGGGUAUUCUGGCCGGAGCAAACAUCAGCGGCGAUCUGAAGGAUCCUUCGUCUUCGAUUCCGAAGGGCACAAUUCUUGCCAUUGUGCUUACUUCCGCGUCUUACAUCGGUAUGGCGAUCAUUGCCGGUGCAACGGUGCUGCGCGAUGCUACUGGUAAUGUCACGGACGUCGCGAACGGAACUUGGGACUUCUCCGACUGUUUGGUGCAAAGUUGCAGUUACGGGCUGCACAACUCCUUCCAGGUAAUGGAGUUGGUGUCACUGUUUGGACCGUUGAUCUACGCCGGUUGUUUCGCCGCCACGCUAUCAUCCGCACUGGCCAGCCUUGUAUCGGCGCCGAAAGUAUUCCAAGCGUUGUGCAAGGACAAACUCUACCCAAAAAUAAGCUGGUUCGGUAAAGGCUUCGGUAAAAACAACGAGCCGGUGCGUGGGUACAUUCUGACGUUCAUCAUCUCCGUGGCAGUCAUUCUGGUCGGUGAUCUAAACAUGAUUGCACCGUUAAUUUCCAAUUUCUUCCUGGCGGCAUACUGUUUGGUAAACUUCAGUACAUUCCAUGCAAGCUUGGCGAAGCCGGUCGGUUGGCGGCCAACCUUCAAGUAUUACAAUAUGUGGCUCAGUCUGCUCGGUGCUAUUUUCUGCAUAGCGGUUAUGUUCCUGAUAUCUUGGCCAACGGCACUGAUUACAUUUGCGGCCGUGCUGUCCCUGUACUUGAUCGUGUCGUAUCGCAAGCCGGACGUUAACUGGGGCUCAACCACCCAGGCCCAAACGUACAAGAACGCACUGCUUUCGGUGCAGCAGCUGAACAACGUUGAGGAACACGUCAAGAAUUACCGACCUCAGAUAUUGGUCCUCUGCGGGCAUCCCAGCUCGCGACCGCUGCUGGUAAACUUCGCCUACCUCCUCACGAAGAAGCUGUCACUGCUGGUCUGUGGUCACGUGACCAAGACACACGUUUCGCAAAAGUAUCGCAACCAUCUGCAGAAGAAGGCAGCCGAAUGGUUCCGACGUCACAAGGUGAAGGGCUUCUACUCGCUUAUUGAUGACAACGACUUCGAAACCGGAUCGCGGGCAAUCAUGCAGGCAUCCGGUAUCGGAAAACUGCGCCCGAACGUGCUGCUGAUGGGCUUCAAGAGUGAUUGGGAUCGGUGUGAAUCGGGCGAGCUGGAGCAGUACUUCAACGUGGUCCAUAAAGCGCUCGACAUGUACUUAUCGGUGGCUAUACUGCGCGUUGGUAAGGGGUUCGAUUACUCGCAGGUGCUCGGUGAGGACACGGUGAAGUUCAUCUCGGAGUACCCCCGCACACUGGUCGCGAACGAUAGUACCAACGAUCUGCUCAGCCAUAACAAGGUUAGCUCUCUGCACGGCAGCUGCGAUUCGCUCAGUCGCAACGUCUCGCAAGACCAAACGAUGGACGUUAACGAGAAGAACUCGAAAAAUCUGAAGACAAGCAGUACCAGUGAUUUAAGCAAAACCAUUUCAGUAGCUCCAGAUCCGAUUGACAUCAGCGCAAAGCUCAUAACAGAAACGGGCCAACGUUCGCUGAAGCGUGGCGAUCCUUCGCUCUUGUAUCGCGGACCGGGUGGGUCCGAGCUGCCGAAGGAGGUGCUCGACGAGCUGACACAGUUCACGUCGAAGAAGAAGACGGGUAUCAUUGACGUUUACUGGCUGUACGAUGACGGUGGCCUGACGCUGCUGUUGCCGUACAUCAUCAGCACACGGCGGAACUGGAGCUCGUGCAAGUUGCGCGUGUUCGCACUGGCCAACCGCAAAACGGAGCUGGAGUUUGAGCAGCGCAAUAUGGCUAGCCUGCUGGCGAAGUUCCGCAUCGACUACUCCGAUCUGCAGCUGCUGCCGGACGUCACGAAGAAACCGAACCAGGAGAUGGCCGACUUCUUCAAAGCACUAAUUAAGGAGUUCACCGUGAAGGAUGAAAACUCGGAUGCCAGCACAGUUGGAGCAUCACACAUAUCGAAGGCGGAACUAUUAGCCGUACAGGACAAAACAAACCGGCAUCUGAACCUGCGCGAAUAUCUGCUACAAAACUCCAGCAAAUCCGACCUCGUCGUCAUGACAUUACCGAUGCCGCGGAAGGGUGUCGUUUCGGCCCCACUGUAUAUGGCGUGGUUGGAAGCGUUGAGCCGUGAUCUGCCCCCUUUCCUGUUUGUCCGAGGCAAUCAAACGUCUGUGCUGACGUUCUACUCUUAA
Molecule: messenger RNA, 3405 nt
Organism: Anopheles marshallii
Lineage: Eukaryota; Metazoa; Arthropoda; Insecta; Diptera; Culicidae
Gene: Ncc69
Product: bumetanide-sensitive sodium-(potassium)-chloride cotransporter
Exons: 8
Coding region: 1-3405 (1134 amino acids)
Biological process (GO): potassium ion import across plasma membrane; potassium ion homeostasis; chloride ion homeostasis
Cellular component (GO): membrane
Molecular function (GO): sodium:potassium:chloride symporter activity
Source: RefSeq, a predicted model, not a curated record